UGACUGAACAGAUUCCUGUAUUUACAGUAGGAGGAGCCAUGUGUACAUAUAUAAGAGGUACAGUCAGAACAUCACAGGACAUUACAGCCAGCAGCAAAACAAUCCACACCAGAGGAGACCCAGACAGCAAGAUGGUUCCAGUGUUGAUGUUACUCAUGGCAGCUCUUGUAGCUGCAGAUGAACCGAUGAUGGAUCUCUCAGGCCCAUUAGAGUCUGAUAGUCCCUCUGUUUCUGUGGUUUACUGUAAUGCUAGGACUACAUGCCCUUCCAGAACGACGUGCUGUCGGAGUCCUUUUGGUGUGUGGUACUGUUGCCCAUUCUUAAUGGGUCAGUGCUGCAGAGAUGGACGUCAUUGCUGUCGUCAUGGUUAUCGCUGCGAUUCGACAUCAACCCUUUGUUUGAGGGGGUGGUUGAGACUGCCAUCUUCUGCUGAGCCGGCCACCAAAGCUAUCCAGAAAACUCAGUCUGUGCCCUUUGACCAGGCUCUUAAAUGGCAGAGCCAGACUGAGACAGUUCAUUGUGAUGGAAAUCUCUACUGCUCAACUGAGCAGUUCUGUUGCAAGACAGCAGCAGGCCAGUGGGGGUGCUGCAGCGAGAUGGUGUAAGUGAACAACCCCCGUGACUUGGGUGCAGCUCUUGUUAAAGACUUACAAAGUGCAAGAGGCUUUUGUCACAUUUUCACUCCACAUGUGCUUUUGUUUUCAGUCAGCACCAUUUUCCCUUAGUUAGUUUGUUGUUAUGGACACUCAUUAGUGUCAGCUGUCUACUAUCAGUCAUUUCAUUAUCAUCAUAUGUCUCUACUUGUUACACUUCUAUGCUGCAUUUAGCCUGUUUGGAUUAUUAAAAACUGCCAGAAUCAUCAUGUGUGUUUAUUCUAACCAAGUGUGACAGCUUUCAGAUGUCAAUUACUGUUGAGGGAAAGGAUUUAUAUACAUUCAAUCUGAAUUAAUGCAAAAUAAAACUUUAAAGAACUGCA
Molecule: messenger RNA, 976 nt
Organism: Cyprinus carpio (common carp)
Lineage: Eukaryota; Metazoa; Chordata; Actinopteri; Cypriniformes; Cyprinidae
Product: progranulin-like
Exons: 5
Coding region: 39-605 (188 amino acids)
Cellular component (GO): extracellular region
Source: RefSeq, a predicted model, not a curated record